Messenger RNA from Aspergillus melleus, 1632 nucleotides. RefSeq names its product putative amino acid permease. NCBI's taxonomy places the organism in Eukaryota, Fungi, Ascomycota, Eurotiomycetes, Eurotiales, Aspergillaceae. Bases 1 to 1632 code for a protein of 543 amino acids. Gene Ontology annotation, molecular function: transmembrane transporter activity. Gene Ontology annotation, cellular component: membrane. The record is from RefSeq and is a predicted model, not a curated record. Gene Ontology annotation, biological process: amino acid transport; transmembrane transport. The transcript has 4 exons.
AUGUCCUCCUCGCGUCAGGACGAUCCCCUAGGGAACACCGUCCUGAUUGGUGCCAGCACCGAGGAAGGACGCAAGUUCGACAAGUCCACCGCAGAUGAAAACCUCGAAGGGCUGGGAUAUGUGCCCGAACUGUCGCGCAACCGGUCCACCUGGCAUGUGGUGUUUAUGUGCUUUAUCCUGUCCUCCGUGCCCUACGGUCUCUCCACCACCCUAACGUAUCCCCUGGCCGGGGGCGGUCCCGUCGACAUCAUUUGGGGCUGGGUCGCCGUCUCCCUGAUCAUCCUAUGCGUCGCCGUCUCCCUUGCAGAAAUCACCUCGGUCUAUCCCACCGCCGGGGGUGUGUACUAUCAGACGUUCGUGCUGUCUCCCGUCUGGUGCCGUCGCAUUACCUCGUGGAUCUGCGGCUGGGCCUAUGUGGCGGGCAAUGUCAUGAUCACCCUGGCCGUCAACUUCGGCACUACCUUGUUCUUCGUGGCUAGCUUGAACGUCUUUGAAAAGUCCCCCGGCGUGGGUAUCACCGACGACUUCGAGGCCUGGCACACCUACCUCAUCUUCCUGGCCAUCACCCUACUCUGCCACGCGAUCCCGGCUUUUGGAAAUAGAUGGCUUCCCUUGUUAGAGCAAUUUGCCAUUUUCUGGACCUUGGCCGGUUUGAUCGUCAUCGUCGUGUGCAUCUUGGUCCUGGCCCGCGAAGGCCGUCGUUCGGCCAACUGGGUCUUUACUCACUUUGAACCGCAAGCUGGGUGGCCUGCAGGAUGGUCGUUCUGCAUCGGUCUGUUGCAUGCUGCGUACGCCACCUCGGCCACCGGCAUGAUCAUCUCGAUGUGUGAGGAGGUUCGCGAACCCGCGAUCCAAGUCCCCAAAGCCAUGGUAGGAACCAUCGUCAUCAACCUCUUCGCCGGCCUCGUGCUCCUGAUCCCGCUCUGCUUCGUGCUCCCGGACCUCACCUACCUGGCGAACCUGGCCUCGGGCCAACCCGUGCCUCCGACCCUCAAGGCCGCGACGGGCAGCUCCGUCGGCGCAUUCUGUCUGCUGAUCCCGCUGCUCGUGCUGGGCAUCAUCUGCGGUGUGGGCUGCGUGACGGCCACGUCGCGUUGCACGUGGGCGUUCUCGCGCGACGGCGCCAUCCCCGGCUCAAAGUGGUGGAAGACGGUCAACCAGCGUCUGGAUAUCCCGUUGAACGCGAUGAUGCUGGGCAUGGUGGUUGAGAUCCUCCUGGGUUUGAUCUACUUCGGAUCUAGUGCUGCGUUUAGCGCGUUCUCGGGUGUCGGUGUCAUCCUGCUUACGUUGAGCUAUGCGUGUCCGGUCGCUGUGUCGUUGAUUCUUCGACGGAGAGCUGAUAUUCAACAUGGGAGCUUCAAUAUGGGUAUUCUCGGCACGUUUUGUAACGUCGUUGCUAUCUCGUGGACCCUCCUGGCCAUUCCCCUCUUCUCCAUGCCCACGUUCAAAGACGUCACCGUUGACACGAUGAACUACGCGUCUGUCGUAUUUGUGGGCUACGUGGCUAUCGCGGCCGUGUGGUACUGGGUCUGGGGCCACAAGAACUACGUCGGGCCGCCGACGGAAGGCGUGGAGCCGGAAGCUGUCCGGGCCCCGUCGGUGCAGACCCACAAUGUUGCGAAGAUGAAAUAG